This is a messenger RNA of Anisakis simplex (herring worm), 1128 nucleotides long. The record is from the annotation of a GenBank genome assembly. Lineage: Eukaryota; Metazoa; Nematoda; Chromadorea; Rhabditida; Anisakidae.
AUGUCGCUCGAUUCUUCUAUCUCUGCUGUUUCAAUGUCCAAUGAACAACUCCAGAUUGUAUCAAAUGCUACCAAUCAAGAUCACUUCUUUGAAGGUGCAGAAAAGCUAUUAGAGAUCUGGUUUGAUUUGGAACAAGAGGGUGCAACAUCGUUGCGCAAUAUUCCAUAUGAUGAAUUGGUUGGCAUGUUGGAUAUUGCACAGUGUCAUAUUUUGCAUUGCAUUAGUAAUGAUCACAUCGACAGUUAUGUGUUGAGUGAAAGUAGUAUGUUCAUAUCGGAUGCACGAAUUAUUCUGAAAACAUGUGGGACGACACGUUUACUUCAUGCUGUUGGCCCAUUAUUGAAACUUGCACAUCGUUAUUGCAAUAUGGAUAACGUUAUCAAUGUGUUUUAUUCACGUAAAAACUUCAUGCGACCAGAUGUGCAACCAUUCCCACAUAAUUCAUUCGAUGGUGAGAUUGAAUAUCUCGAUAAUUAUUUUCAAGAUGGAGCAGCAUAUUGCAUGGGUUCAUUGAAACAAGAUCGUUGGUUCCUGUAUACGAUGAAUGUCCCUCAAGCACCAUUACCAUACACAGAUCAUACUCUUGAAAUUAUGAUGAGUGAUAUGCCGAACGAAGUGAUGGCAGUGUUCAGUAAGAGUGCUUGUAAGGAUGCUAAAGAAUGCACUAAGAAAUCAGGUAUUGACAGAGUGGUACCGUUCGGCACAGUUAUUCAUGAAGAACUAUUCGAUCCGUGUGGCUACAGUAUGAACGGCUUAGUAUCACAAACAGAUCAAUACGUAACAAUUCAUGUAACACCUGAACCUGAUUUUUCAUACGUCAGUUUUGAAACAAAUCAAAAUUCAAUGUGUUUGCAUAAGCAGACACUUCGUGUAAUCGACAUUUUCAAACCGAGCAAAUUUCUCAUAACCGUUUUUACGAACGAGAUUUCGAGCAAGGGAAAAGAUAUUCAACAGAAUCUUUGGGAACGUGAUAUCGUAGGUUAUAGGAGAGUGAAUGUGCAGUACUUGAGACUUCAGAAUGAAACAUUGGUCUAUGCACAAUACAUGAAACGUAAGGGAACUGGCAUCAAAAACGUUCCGCUGAAAAGAGCGAUCACAAAGGAUGAUGAUGAUGGACAUAGUGACUAG